AAACACAAUGUACGAUUCUUGGACGCGAUUGCUGUCAAAAAUUCUAGCAAUUUGCAAUCCCACAGAAUCGAUUGUUCUCAAUCAAUAACUCUCAUUGCAUGUUCAACUGCCAUUAUUUCCGACCUUGAUCCCCACCAAAAACUUCCCUCCGCAUUCACCAGGGAAGUAUUAAUAUUUCUAAUCCUAAAAAUACUAGAUAAGCUUGCCAAUAAUCCCUCCUAGCCCCUGAAAUAUCAUAGAACCUUCUCGACGUGGAAUAAAACUACCGAAAACACUAGUCCCUCCGAAAACUCAACGCUCCAUUCACCUCAAAUGAAACCGCAAACACAUAGUUUUCGUACAAAUUCGCUUGUGCGAGGUCCACCGUAAAUUGCUAUUUGCUCUCCGAUUGGUCGAUACCAUAUAAAUACCGGCCAGCCCACGCGCGUUCCCAGUAUUCAAAAACUACUCAAAGUAUCAACUGCGCUUUAAACAAACACCUCAUCACUUCAUUUACGUAAUUCAGUUAUUACGCGUGAGUUAGCGAUCGAAUUGCAUUAAAGUAAAAAGUGUACGCGUUACCAAUUCAAAUAAUUCGUUAUCUCCAAUUAAUUGCACAUGGCUAACUAACUAAAAUUGGAUUCGGCACAGUUUAAUUCAGGUGAACAUCAGGAACUAUUUACCUAAAUCUAUUUAGAUAUUUUUAUUGGCCAAUAUUUAUUUUCAAUAAACAAAAGACAGGAUCAAUUAAAAACUAGUAAAUUAGAAAAUUCCAUGAUUAUUUUGAAUUGUGUUGAAACAAAUUGAGGUACAAUUUCUAGAGAAAUUGGAUUUUGGUGAAUAAUAUUAUAUUGUCCCGCUAAAUAUUGGUAUAAAGGAAGAUAUAGAGAAAUGCCGGCGGUUGGGAUAGACCUGGGUACGACGUACUCGUGUGUGGGAGUGUGGCAGCAUGGAAAAGUCGAGAUAAUCGCUAACGAUCAAGGAAAUAGGACGACACCAUCUUACGUGGCCUUCACGGACACAGAGAGACUGAUCGGUGAUGCUGCCAAGAAUCAAGUUGCCAUGAAUCCCACUAACACAGUAUUCGAUGCCAAACGACUGAUUGGGCGUCGUUACGAUGACUCAAAGGUGCAACAGGAUCUCAAGCACUGGCCAUUUAAAGUUAUAAAUGAAGGUGGAAAGCCGAAAAUUCAGGUGGACUUCAAAGGGGAGCGCAAAGUGUUUGCCCCGGAGGAAAUUAGCUCCAUGAUCCUCGUGAAGAUGCGAGAGACAUCUGAGGCCUUUCUCGGGUUUAAUGUCCGAGACGCUGUGAUAACGGUUCCAGCUUAUUUCAAUGAUUCUCAACGUCAGGCAACCAAGGACGCAGGUGCAAUUGCAGGACUCAAUGUUCUGCGAAUAAUAAACGAACCGACAGCAGCGGCUCUGGCUUACGGAUUGGAUAAGAAUCUCAAAGGCGAGAAGAAUAUUUUGAUAUUCGACCUGGGGGGAGGUACCUUCGACGUGUCGAUUCUCUCUAUCGACGAGGGAUCGCUAUUCGAGGUAAAAGCAACUGCUGGAGACACUCAUCUCGGGGGAGAGGACUUUGACUCGCGACUGGUUCGUCACUUCGCCCAGGAGUUCGAUAGAAAAUACAAGAAGGAUUUGACGAAGAACCCGAGGGCUCUGAGGAGACUCAGGACAGCAGCUGAGCGAGCCAAGAGAACUUUGUCCUCGAGCACUGAAGCAACAAUGGAAAUCGACGCACUUUACGAGGGUGUGGACUUCUACACGAAAAUUUCGAGAGCGAGAUUCGAGGAACUUUGUUCCGAUCUUUUCAGGGCGACCCUCGAGCCCGUGGAGAAGGCACUCAAUGACGCCAAGAUGGAUAAGAAAAUUGUCAAUGAUAUCGUCAUGGUCGGAGGCUCCACGAGGAUACCGAAGAUUCAGUCAUUGCUGCAGAAUUUUUUCAAUGGCAAACAACUCAAUCUGUCUAUCAAUCCCGAUGAGGCUGUCGCCUAUGGUGCAGCUGUACAGGCUGCAAUUCUAACUGGAGCUGGAAAUACGAGUUCUGCACUUCAGGAUGUUCUACUCGUGGAUGUGACACCGUUGUCUCUGGGGAUUGAGACAGCUGGUGGCGUGAUGACGACUUUGAUCGAACGAAACGCGAGAAUUCCAUGCAAGCAGAUGCAGAUAUUUACGACUUAUUCGGAUAAUCAACCGGGGGUGGCGGUUCAGGUGUUCGAGGGAGAGAGGGCUAUGACGAAGGAUAAUAAUCUGCUUGGAAAUUUUGAUCUCUCUGGAAUAGCACCCGCUCCAAGGGGAGUGCCAAAAAUCGAAGUGACUUUUGAUCUGGAUGCCAAUGGAAUUCUUCAUGUGACAGCCAAGGACACGGGCAGUGGCAGAUCGAGGGAUGUUACUAUCAGGAAUGAUAAGGGGCGACUCAGUCGCGCGGAGAUUGAUAAGAUGCUGAGGGAUGCGGAGAGGUACAGGGAGGAGGAUCAGAGGCAGAGGGAGAGGGUGGCUAUGAAAAAUAAGUUGGAGGCUUAUGUCUAUUCUGUGAAACAGGCGGUGGAGGAGAGCGGAGGAAAGCUCAAUGAUGGGGACAGAAGGAAGGUUUUAGAUAUGUGUGAGGAUACCAUCAGGUGGUUGGAGGGAAAUUCUCUGGCGGAGAAGGAGGAGUGCCAGCAUAAGUUUGAGACACUUCAGGCUCAGUGCUCGCCGAUCAUGACGAAACUACAUCGAGGAGGGCAAAAUGAUGGGCCUACUAUUGAAGAAGUUGACUGAAGAGAGGAAUCCCCUUCGGUAACACCAGUUCACAUUUUUUUUUUCAUACCAUUUUUCCCCAGGAUUACGAGAAACGUAAUGGAGAAAGUUUAUUCUGCCGUGGAAGGAUUAUGCAAAUUUAUUUACAUUGUUCUCCUAUUUGAUUUUUCUUAUAAUUUUAGUUCUCCCUUCUCAUUUAUUUUUCGAUAAUCUUCGGGGUUCCAUUUUCAUGU
Molecule: messenger RNA, 2954 nt
Organism: Fopius arisanus
Lineage: Eukaryota; Metazoa; Arthropoda; Insecta; Hymenoptera; Braconidae
Product: heat shock protein 70 B2-like
Exons: 1
Coding region: 871-2742 (623 amino acids)
Cellular component (GO): cytosol; plasma membrane; cytoplasm
Molecular function (GO): ATP binding; ATP-dependent protein folding chaperone
Source: RefSeq, a predicted model, not a curated record